UGUUAAGAAACAAAACACAAAAAGCUCUAUAACUGUCACGUUAAUGGAGAACGCAGGACACUGCUCGUCAUCUUCAACCCUCACAAGCACCAAUACAGAGUCCUCUCAAACCACCGCCAAGAAGCGAAAGGCCGGGCGAAAGAAGUUUCGGGAGACACGUCAUCCCAUUUACAGGGGGGUUCGACGAAGAAAUGGCAAGUGGGUGUGCGAGCUUCGAGAGCCAAACAAGAAGACUCGUAUAUGGCUGGGGACUUUCUCACGCCCUGAGAUGGCGGCAAGGGCUUAUGAUGCGGCAGUUUUGGCUCUUCGAGGAGAGUCUGCUUCAUUAAACUUUCCGGAGACUGCAAGUUCAUUGCCACGUGCAAGGUCAGAUAACAUUCGGGAUAUUCAAUAUGCUGCAAUGGAGGCUUCAGGGGGAUUUGGUAAGGAAAAAUAUUGUUCUUCAUCGUCGUUGUCGUCGUCGUGCAUGGUGGAGAAUUCUGAGGUUAAUGUUGAUGAAGUGUUUUUGGAUGAAGAAGAGGUGUUUAAUAUGCCUGGAAUACUUGAUGGCUUGGCUGAAGCUUUGAUUCUUACACCACCAGCUCUGAAGAAAGGGUUCAAAUGGGAUGAUGUGGAGGACACGGUGGAUUUAACUUUGUGGAGUGAUUAAUUUAGAAUGAUUGAUAAUUGAGUAUUAUUUAUCUUUAAUUUAAAAUGAGAUAUGUAUUCUUCGUACUAAAAACAACGUGUAAACAUAGUUUAAUGGAAUGUUUUUUAACAUUGACUUCAA
Molecule: messenger RNA, 769 nt
Organism: Mangifera indica (mango)
Lineage: Eukaryota; Viridiplantae; Streptophyta; Magnoliopsida; Sapindales; Anacardiaceae
Product: dehydration-responsive element-binding protein 1B-like
Exons: 1
Coding region: 44-649 (201 amino acids)
Biological process (GO): regulation of DNA-templated transcription
Molecular function (GO): DNA binding; DNA-binding transcription factor activity
Source: RefSeq, a predicted model, not a curated record